AUGGACGCAAAGGUCAAGAAAAGAAUCAGAAAGCCCCGCGGCCGGGGCCUGCGAAGCGUCUCUGGAUGUCUGACGUGCCGCACCAGACACAAGAAAUGCGACGAACACAAACCUCGAUGCGGACCAUGUACGAACUCGGACCGCGACUGCAUCUACCCCGGCGAUACUCGGCAGACUGCAUCCGAUAGACCUGACGCGUCCAGUGUCGCCUCCAACUCUUCCCAGAUACAGAACAUCCUGUGUUCUCCCCGUUCAGCUCCGCCUGGCCAUGGUCCAGUCGCGCCGACACUAGACUAUGAUGCCACCAGUGGUCCGAGUCCGGAAACACACAAUAUCCUGGACCCCGAGCUGGUUGCCUUGUAUCCAGAAACUCGACCGCAGCCCGAAGUCUACAGCUCCUUGCCUUCCGAGUCGGUCUCGGUGACCCCUGACGUCAAUUCCGACCAUGCCACCGCGAGAUGGCUGAACCUGCUUGCGACCGAUGCCGCACAAGAAGGAAAUGGCUUUAGCCUGCCUAGCUCGCCUCGAUCGCGGCUUUCGCGUGGGUCGGUAAGCCACUUUCAAGAUCGUGGCAGCUCCGCGCACCUCUAUUCCGCGCAGCUCUCGGAAAGACAUGCAUGGCAGGCCGACUCGGAUAUUGCUUUAUCCAAACACGAGGCGGCUCUUUUCAGAAGGUUUGCCGAGCACAUUGCCCUAUCGCUGGACCUCUUUGACUGCCACAAACACUUCUCCAACCAUGCCACUCGCCUUGCCCUCCGCAAUCUCGGGCUCAUGAAAGCCAUUCUCGCUCUCUCCGCGCGUUACUCCUCCUUAUCGCCUCCUACCCCAGACACCCCGGAACCAACCGACCCGAAUGAAGCCAUUCAAUUCUACUACGAAACCCUCCACUAUGUCUCCACAGCUUUACAGUACAACUCUUACAAACACAGCGCGGAGCUAUUGGCGACAGCCAUAGUAAUCAGUACCUACGAAAUGCUCGACGCGAGCGAGCACAAUUCCAACUGGCAACGGCACCUAAAAGGCGUGUUCUGGAUUCAACGAUCUCAAGACGUGAAUGGCUCCUCCGGUGGUCUCCGUCAAGCCGUCUGGUGGGCUUGGCUGAGACAAGACCUCUGGGCUGCAUUCCGCGAGCACCGCCGCUGCUUUAGCUUCUGGCAGCCCAUCGUCGACUACCCGGACCUCAGCGAGGAUGACCUCGCCUAUCGAUCAGUCUACCUUCUUAGCCAAGCAGUCAACUACUGCACCGAGCCUCUACCAGAUGCCGGAGCAGAAGUGGACCCCGAGCAGGUGCGGUUGCGGACGGAGCGCGGAAAUGAGCUGAUGGACAUGCUAGAGAGGUGGCGCAGUUUCUCAGCCGCGGCUUUCAAGACCUUUCCUAGCCAUAACCGCGAGGAACUGCACGGGUGGACGCCCAUCUGGAUCCACCCGCCCGCAUUCGGGGUCGCAUUGCAGGUAUACAGCUUCGCGAAAAUCCUUGUUUGCCUGCAUCGGCCGGUGACGACUGGGUUUUCGGGAUACCGCGCUUUUCAGAAAACACUCACCGACGCCGUCGCCACAAUCUGCGGCAUCGCAAUCGAACUCACGGAUCCUAGCUGCCAGAUCAUUUCCGCGCAAUGCUUAUUCGGAGCUGGUCUCUGUGUACAGAGCGAGGCACAGCAGAACGCUAUAAUCUCGUUAAUCCAGGCAUGUGAGGCGCGCACGGGGUGGCCGAUGGGGACCAUGCAGGAUGACUUGCGGAAGGAGUGGGUGAAGGCGACUGAGGGAAAAGUGUUAUGA
Messenger RNA from Aspergillus mulundensis, 1776 nucleotides. Its product is annotated as Zn(II)2Cys6 transcription factor. Gene Ontology annotation, cellular component: nucleus. The transcript is spliced from 5 exons. Lineage: Eukaryota; Fungi; Ascomycota; Eurotiomycetes; Eurotiales; Aspergillaceae. Gene Ontology annotation, molecular function: zinc ion binding; DNA-binding transcription factor activity, RNA polymerase II-specific; transcription cis-regulatory region binding. The coding region runs from base 1 to 1776 and encodes 591 amino acids. The record is from RefSeq and is a predicted model, not a curated record. Gene Ontology annotation, biological process: positive regulation of transcription by RNA polymerase II.